GUCCGAAUCUCAGUUCCGGGUCGGAUUUGUUUUUGUGUGACACAUUGUACAUGGCUGUCACAUUACAUGUUUCUAGCUUGUGUAACUUUCAGUAAUUUCUGCUCGCUGUACAGUUUGAUGUGAUGUCAGACAAGCGUCAGCGCGCCAGAGUCCAGGGCUCCUGGGCCAAACCACUACCCAAACACUCAGGACCAGCAGCUGCUGUCCCAAAGAACCAGCAGCCUAGAAAUGCCCAAACAGCUCCUGCUUCUUGGGGAUGUGGGCCACCGAAAACCCAGAAUACUUUUGAGUUUCACCAGCCUUCAAAGUCAGUCAGAGAAGUUCCUCCAGAGAAGGUGAUAGAGAAGGCAGGGGAUCAUGAGAUCAGCUACGGACCUUCAGGAGUGUCCAGCCUGCAGCUGCUGCCUGGGUUUCUCCCCCCUGAAGAGGCUGACUGGAUGUUCAGUAAGCUGCUCGCAGAACUUCCCUGGUCCCAGAAGACAAACUUCAGACAGGGUGAGGCGUACGAUGAGCCCAGGCUGACCUGCUGGUACGGAGAGCUGCCUUAUACGUACGCUCGCUCCACCAUGGCUCCAAACACACAGUGGCAUCCAUUACUCUUAACCCUUCGUGAGGCCAUUGAGCAGGCGACAGGAUGCAACUUCAACUCCCUGCUGUGUAACCUUUACCGGGACGGUCAUGACAGCAUCGGCUGGCACAGUGAUGACGAGGCGUCCUUAGGUGACAAGCCCAACAUCGCCUCCCUCAGUCUGGGGGACACCCGAGUGUUCAGCCUCCGCAAGCAGCCUGCACCGGAGGAAAAUGGAGACUUCACUUACGUGGAGCGGAUCCGGGUUCCUUUGGGUCACGGGACGCUUCUGCUGAUGUCAGGAGCCACACAAGACGACUGGCAGCAUCAAGUGGCCAAAGAGUACCACGACCGAGGCCCGCGAAUAAACCUGACCUUCAGGACUAUUCACCCGGAGCCAGAGGGCCACAGAGCGGGGACCAAGCUGAGAUUCACAGCCGAGCAACCGUAAAGAAAAUCCAGAGAGUCAGGCACUUAGGACUGAGGAAGCGUGUGCUGCUGUUCAGAUACAGUGUCAGAGAAGCUCACGAGUAGAAUGACAGCUGCUCUAUCCUCUGACUUUAUUUGUUAUUUAUGAAAGUUCUUUACGUUCAUGACGGAUUCUAAGUGAAUAAAACUGUUGUUAGAGUGCCAAACUUUCAUCUGACUUCAUGAAAAGUGUUAUCGUUAAGUGUGUCACUGUACAGAGGGGGACUGUUGGCAGUUAAAUGCUGUAAAGUUGGAAUGAAUCCCCGCCUUGUUGACUUUAGGGAGCUCUUUAAAGAAAGCAUGGUUUCUGUUAAAAGGUAAGAUUCAGGUAAAACGGACACUUAAGACGAUUACAGCUCCGUCAGACUGGAGUCAGUUAAUGCUCCUGUUGAGUACGAGGUGGUCUGACCGGUCCUUAAAGGAGUCAUUCAGUUUCAGAGCCUCUGAGUCCUCAGGACGUCCAGAGUGCAUGGUUCAGGGUCUGUUUGUUUGUUUGUUUGUUUGUUUGUUUGUUAAAGAAGUAAAAAAAAGUUGCAAUUUCAACUAAUCAAUGAAAAAUCCUGUUUAAGAAAAUGAUUAUUGGAGAAAGACAGGAUGUAUGAUGAAGGUCUAAAGGGAUAAACACUACCUCACAGUCCCACAUGUGCUGUUUGUUACACAGUAAAGAUGAAGUAGUGUUUUGGAUUAAUGUGGAGUUUAAAUAAACUGUUACUUCUUUUAA
This is a messenger RNA of Notolabrus celidotus (New Zealand spotty), 1757 nucleotides long. RefSeq names its product alkB homolog 3, alpha-ketoglutarate dependent dioxygenase (gene alkbh3). Gene Ontology annotation, biological process: DNA alkylation repair; DNA repair. NCBI's taxonomy places the organism in Eukaryota, Metazoa, Chordata, Actinopteri, Labriformes, Labridae. Gene Ontology annotation, molecular function: dioxygenase activity. Bases 123 to 1019 code for a protein of 298 amino acids. The record is from RefSeq and is a predicted model, not a curated record. Gene Ontology annotation, cellular component: nucleus. The transcript is spliced from 10 exons.